AUAUCACCUUUUCUUUCGUUACAGAUACAAUGCCGUAACCAACAGUGCCAAUAUACAAAUAAGUGUUACUUACAUUCGUACUUAAAUAAGUUUUAACAUGGACCCAGGGUACUUCGAUAUAGACAGGAAGCAGAAUCCGAGGGAGACGGCCAAUCUCAUAUCGAAAUCAUGUUUUUGGUACACAAGGCCACUGUUCGUGAAAGGUCGCAAAGGUCAACUUAGCAUAUCAGAUGUAUACAGAUGUACUCCAGGACAUAGGGCGGCGCCUCGGGGAGACGCGUUGGCCGAGAAAUGGAAACAAGAACUGGAUAACCGGGAAAAAGGCAAGAAACCGUCCCUACUGCGUGCUAUUAUUAAGAUAUACGGUCUUAAGUUUAUCAUAGGAAAUAUAUUGUUCGCCAUUGUCGACGCUAGCAUAAGGCUAUCCAUUCCAAUGUGCCUCGAGGGCUUAAUAAACUAUUUUUCACCAAACCACGCCGGCGUCAGCACCACUCUGGCGUACUUUUAUGCGGCGGGGGUAGUAGGUUUUAUGGCGAUAAAUGCAAGUAUGAUGCAUCCUAUGUUGUUGUGGUUGUUGGACAUGGCUAUGAAAAUAAGGGUGGCUUGCUGCUCCCUCAUCUACAGGAAGCUCCUACGACUAGAAACCAGCGAGAGCGGUCUCUCCGGCCGAGUGCUAACUCUCCUGACCGCCGACGCGCCACGUUUCGACAUGGCCUGCCUGUUCAUGGUGGAUCUAGUUCGAACGCCAAUAGAGAGCUUGCUCAUUGUGUACUUAAUGUACAGGCAAAUUGGUGUAGCUACAUUGGUUGGAGUGGCGUUUCUGCUGAUGUUUAUUCCUCUACAAGGUUACCUGGGCAAAAUAUCCAGUAAACUACGUCGGAAAACAGCCAUGCGGACCGACAACAGAAUCAGACUAAUGAACGAAGUUAUUCAAAGUAUAGAAGCUAUCAAGAUGUAUGCUUGGGAGAACGCGUUCGCUAGGAUCAUAGGAGAGGCUAGGAAAAAAGAAAUGAACAUAAUAAAAAAGAUGUCCUGGUUGCGCGCAGUCAUGAUAUCCUGUGUCAAACUGAACACCAAAGUCGCCAUAUUUCUCUCAAUAAUCUCCUUCCUUUCCUUCGACAACGAGUUAACCGCCGCCAAAGUGUUCGUCAUAUUCUCCUACUACGAGAUACUAAAGUACACCUUAGUGGAUUUCCUCCCUCUUGCUAUCACUUUCACUCUCGAGGCGUACGUGAGUGUGAAGAGGAUGCAGGAGUUUCUGCUGCUGCCGGAGGUGGAUAAUAAGGAUGGGGUGGAUUUGAUGAUGAUUGAUGAGAAGGUGAAGGCUAAUGGGGUUUUUGAGAAGAUUGGUAAUGGGCAACAGGCCUACAUAAAAUCGGACACGAACCUCGAGAAGCUAGCGAAGCCACAGGUCCUUGUAACUAUGAAAAACUACACGGCGUAUUGGAAAAACGCCGAAUCGGGCGACAGCGGGGACAAUAUGGACAGAAAAACGCUAGCGCUCAGCGAUAUCAAUCUAGUUAUAAAACCCGAAAGCCUCACCACUAUAGUGGGUACAGUCGGCUCCGGCAAGUCCACGAUACUGCAAGCCAUCCUACGCGAGCUACAGCCGAGUCAAGGGCACUUGGAGGUCACGGGGACGGUGGCGUACGCCGCACAGGACCCGUGGCUGUUUGAGGCCUCUGUCCGUCAAAACAUCCUGUUCGGUCAAGAGAUGGACCUCAGGAGGUACAAGCAGGUCAUCAAGUGUUGCCAGCUGAAGAGCGAUCUGGAAAUACUGUCGCACGGCGACAAGACCAUCGUCGGUGAAAGAGGCGCUUCACUGUCCGGCGGACAGCGAGCUCGCAUAUCGCUGGCGAGAUGUGUGUACCAACACGCUGACGUGUACCUACUGGACGACCCGUUAGCCGCUGUCGAUGCUAAGGUAGCCCAGGCUAUGUACGAGGAAUGCAUUCGUGGGUUCCUAAAGCAUUCUGCAGUGGUGCUGGUCACACACCACGCGCACUACGCGCGCCACGCGGACAACGUGUGCGUUAUGCGUUCUGGAAAGAUUGUGGCACAAGGCACGUACCACGAACUCCAAAAUGGCGUGCAAGAGUUCAAUGCCCUCAUUGAAAUGGGGGAGAAGAUAGAAGAGAAGAAACAGAAGGAGAAGAUAGUCUACGAGAAUCAGGACAGUGUGGAACACAGUCACAAGCUGCGAUCCCAACGUUCCAUGUCGGAGGCCUCUCAGUUGUCGUUCAACCUCGAUUUGGAGAGCCACUUGGACCCGACUUACGAAGGAGAAGUCCAGCAUAAAGGGUCUGUAGAUAACAGCGUCUACGUAUCUUACAUAAAGAGCGGCGGCACCAAAUGGUCAAUGACCUUGAUGUUCACAUGUUUCCUACUCGCACAAGUGUUCUACUCGUCUACUGACAUAUGGCUUAAGGAAUGGGUUAAUAUGGAGGAGGCCAACAGCGCAGCGGUACGGGUCGCCAAGAACCAAACACCAUCGUUACCAACCCCAGAAUUCACCGAAGUGUCCGGCAACGUGUUCCACCUAACCCGCAACCAAUGUGUGUACGUGUACGCGAGUCUCAUCGGAAUCUGCAUAUUCUUUACUUGGAAUAAGCUGGUUCUCUUCUACAACACUUGUAUACGCGCGUCCAUCACACUGCACGACACCAUGUUUAGGGGAGUGACCAAUGCGCCGAUGUGGUUUUUCCACCAUAACCCCUCCGGACGCAUCCUGAAUCGGUUCUCGAAAGAUAUGGGGCAAGUUGAUACACUGCUGCCGGUCGCUUUGGUGGACUGCCUUGGGUUCUUCCUAGAAGUGGUCUCCAUCCUAGUGGUGGUGUGUCUGGUGAACUGGUGGCUGCUGCUGCCCACGGGUGUGGUGGCUGCCCUGCUGUUCCUGCUGCGGAGCCUGUUCCUCAGCACCAGCAGGGAGCUGAAGAGGAUAGAGGCUAUAGCUCGCAGUCAAUCGUUGAACCACACGACGGCCACGGUCGGUGGUCUGGCCACCAUUAGAUCGACGAAGGAAACCCAGGUCACCCUAGCGAGAGAAUUCGACAAGUUACAGGACCUCCACAGUUCCUCAUGGACCCUGGUCCUCAACACGAACAGGGCUUUCGGAUUCUGGAUGGACAUGGUCUGCUGCCUCUAUCUCGCCUUCGUCACCUUCAGCUUCUUUCUAUUUAGCGAAGAUACUAUCGGGGGUAACGUCGGACUGGCCAUAACACAGGUUAUAGGGUUAGUGGGAAUGUGCCAGUACGGCAUGCGGCAGACUGCUGAAGUGGAGAACCAAAUGACAUCCGUGGAAAGAAUGUUAGAAUACACAAACCUAGAGCCAGAGAAGCCGGUGGAGGUGGACACGAAAGCUCUGAGGUCCAACCACCCGACCUUAAACUUCGAGCAAUGGCCUGAAAAAGGUGAAAUCGCCUUCGAGGACGUAUCCCUAGAAUACGAGAAACCCCCCAAAAAGGAGGAGCUUCAAAAUCCCCACAAAAAGCACAAAGAUGUCGAAGCCCCCAAAGUUGUUGAGGCUAAAGAGCUUCCCUCAUAUGCUAUAAGGGGGGUCAGUUUCGUUGUGAGGCCUGCCGAGAAGGUAGCUGUUGUUGGAAGAACUGGAGCUGGCAAGAGCUCACUCAUACAGGCCCUGUUCAGGUUAGGUAAGACGUCAGGCAAGAUAUCCGUGGACGGUGUGACGGCCGAGGAGGCGGGGCUCCGCGCGUGGCGCCAGCGCCUCGUGGCGCUCCCGCAGCGGCCUGCCUUGUUCGCCGGACCGCUACGGGACAAUCUCGAUCCGCAGCACAUAUAUACUGAUGCUGAGAUAUACGACGCGUUAAAUGAGGUGGAACUAACCGAAAUGAUUAACAACAUGCCAGCUGGCCUGUCGACGAUGGUGGGGGACGGCGGAGGCAACUUCUCCGCGGGGCAGAGGCAACUGGUUUGCCUCGCGCGGGCCGCCUUGGCUCGCUGUCGAGUGUUGGUGCUUGACGAGGCGACUGCCAACGUGGAUACUGAAACCGACAAGCACAUCCAGAACACAAUUCGCAGCAAAUUCGCGCAUUCCACCGUGCUCACCAUCGCGCACAGACUCAACACCGUCAUGGACUACGAUAGAGUCAUCGUCAUGGACCGUGGACGCGUGGUGGAGUCGGGGCACCCGUUCGAGCUGCUGGCGCCGCCGGCCCGCGACGCGCCGCGCCGGUCCACACUGCUGUCCAAGAGCCAGGCUCCGUUAGCGAUACCGGAGAAUUUCACAUUCGACCCGUCCGCCGAGCGCGACGUCGACCAGAACGAAACGCUCAUCGUGUCGCGCGACAGGACCAGGACUUACUCCAACAGGUCUGAAGUGAGCGACGUAGAUGGAGGUAUCUUCAAAACGCUAGUGGAACAGACGGGCCGCGACACCGCAGCCAUGCUAUACCAGAUGGCCGAGGAGAGCUACAACAAAAUGCUGGCAAGGAAGAGCAAAGUUGAAUAACCGGUCCUACUCGCCACAUUGAAGAAAAUAUGCAUCAAUCAAUUAAAGACCAUUACAGUACAUCUGGCGCUACAUUACGAUACCCUGUGGUAUAAUAUAGUACAUUGUGCAACAUGGGGCGUAAGUUGAAUAUUGCAAACGAGAGUAAGUUAAAUCGCGACGCCUUGUAUAAAGACAAAAAACUGUUAAUUAUGGCACUAGAAACUUCAUAACUCCCUAGGGAGAACGCUUUUUCUAUAACUCCCACUAAACCUGCGUGCAAUUCCACAUUUACUGAGCGAGUGUGAUGAAAAGUACAUUACGUAACUACGUUGAAAAUUAAAAUGGCCAUAUGUACUGUAAAACCUACGAUACACGUGCGAAUACGUGAUUCGCCACUCGUUGCGAAUUUCCCAUUUUCCGCACUUGUAUCGCAAAUUACUGUAAGUGCCUUGCCAUGAGGACUAUAAUCUGUGUAAAGAAAUCUUCCAAUACUUAAGAGGGAAGUGGGCGGCCACUUCUCAAUACAAACGUAGUUCCCAUUUUCCUCUCUCGUCGCCCCUUAAUGAUAAUGUCUGUUCGUUUUAUAUCGAUUACGUCUCGAAUUUAAACUGUAUAUUUUUCGAAUACAUAAUAUUAUGUUUACUGUAUCCAAUCCACCAUUAUAAUAUAACAUUCGUGAUAAAUACCCACAAUUUGACAAAAAAACUAGGUCGCGAUUUAAGUCACAUUGAAAUCACAUUAAAAUUAUGCAUUUCUACUUAAUUAAUUUAAAUAUUAUAUAUUAGUGCCUUUUGCAUUUAAACAAUGAACGGGUAUUGGCCAGGUUUUAUAUGGCCGAAUUUUAAAAAUCAUCAUAGGGUAAUUCGUCAAUAACUGGCCACCUUAUACUAAAAAUGAAUUCUAUUCACCAAUAAUGUAUAAACAGAAUUAAUUUUAGUACAAGGUGGCUAGUUAUUAAAUGAUGGCCAGUUAUUGAAACCUUAUACUAAAAUUAAUUCUGCCUUUAAUUUUACUAAAACUUAUGAGAUAAAUGAAUAGAAUUAUUUUUUAGUAUAAGGUGGCCAGUUAUUAAACAGUGGCCAGUUAUUGACGAUUUACCCUAAUACCUUAACUAGGUAUGACCAAAAAUAUGAAAAUCUAAUAGCGUAAAACGAAAAAUUUUACAAUAAUUGGCUAAGCCAUUUUUCUUAGGCAAAUAACUUAACGCUUGAAGAUUAAUUUCAUUACUAUAAGCAUCACAUAUGAAAUGAAAAAAAAAAAAACGAAGUACCAAAUCUCAAUUCGGAACAUAGUUAACCAAUUUGUUUGCUAGGCCACUAUAGAACCGUAAACUACUAGAAUAGAUACAUGACAUACAUCACAUAUUCCUGACAUAUAUGUCAGUAACUUUGGCCGUUUGUCAGGAAUACGGCCGGAAUACGAAAAUGUCAGGAAUUUUUGUGAAUUAACAUACCUCUUUUGUUAUGUGCCUAAAAAGGUACAUUAUUAAAAUGUACUUACAUAAAUUCAAACAAAUUCACAAAUCAAAUUUGUUUUCAAACAAACAUAUCAAAUCAAAUUUAUUGUAAUCUGGUAACACUCGUAGAAGAUAAACAGAUUGAUUCAUUAUGACAUGGUUAUGGUUCUAUAGUGGCCUAGGAAUCAUAUUGGUUGACUGUACAAAGAAUUGACAUUGCGAAAUGGUUACUCUGUUCGUAACCAGUUACGAACAAAAAAAAAGUUCUUGUUCAUAACUAUACUCUGUUUCUGUAGGUAUUUAAAUAAAAGUAAACAAAAUCAUUACAUGAUCAAAUAAUGUAGGUUAAAGUCAGGUCGUUCAGUGACUGAUCCAGGCGGUUUGGUUGGUUAACCAAUAAAUGUUAUAACUACCCGAAAAUGUACAAAUUGUUUUGUCUACAUUUAUUUAAAUACCCAAAGAUACAGACUAUAGUUCGUACCUUUGUUACGUAAAAAUACACCAAUACUCGUAUCCCUCAGAGAUUCGCCUAUCGGCUAUAAAUCUAAGAUGUGAUCAGGUAUACUUAUUUGCAACAUUACCCAUCCAAUGCAUUUAAUGUCAAUUGUGUGUUGUGAUCAUUUUUAGCUUAUACGCUAAUUAAGGCAUAGGAACACCUAUCAUAAUUAAUAAGACAUGGAGUAUAAAAUUAUCAAAUAUAGGGUGUUUUAGUAAAAGUCAAUUGUCAACUUUUUUUUUCUGUUGUGUCCCGUGAGUCAGGAGACAACAGUAACACACGACAACAGCAACCCACUUGUAACAUGAUCAUGAUUAGGUAGUAGAAGGUCCAUAAAUAAAAUGUUUUUAAAUUAUGUAAAUUCCAGUUCUGGUGCAAUUCAAUCCCAGUUUCAAUAUGUGACCCAGGAGACAGAUAAGUAGAUUCACCCAAAAAAAGGUGCUGUUAGGCAACAAAAUGAAACAUAGCAUACAAAGUUCUUAAUUAUUACUUAGGUACUUAAAGUACCUCCAAGAAAAAUAACGAAAUAAAAUUCGCUUGUCCCAUUAUUGGGGCAAGUACCCUUACCGUAUGAGCACAAGUACAUGGAAUGUAAGGGUCAAACACAUUUCAGAAAAAGGUCACUUCUGUGGACAAUACAUUAAAAGUUAACGCCCGUACAUGUAUAUCACAUUUUUCUUAUAUGAGUCUCAAGUAGUGAAAAAAUGUAUCCCACCUUAAGGGUGCAGCGUAAAAUUUUGAUUUUGAUUCUCUUUGCUAUGUCUACAGGAAAAAUGCGAAAGUUAAGCAUACUAUAAAAUGUGUAUGACCCUAAGGUCAGUGUCUUAACCUCAUGUCUUCUGAUAAAGUAAAUGUCAAUACAAACUGAAACUUGCCUUAUCAACAGACAUCGUAAAUUUUACAGCAUUUUUGGUGCAGCGAAGUGGUGUUAACGGAAUUGGUAUAGAUGUCGUAGGCCGAUCGUAAGAUCAGGCAGAUCGUAAUGUUCCUGUGUAAUGUUUUGACGAUAGUCACAUUAAACCAAUAGAUAGGUAGGAUAGGUUCGUUAGGUUGCUUCAGAUGCCCGAAGGGCAAACUGCCCAGAAAUAGGAGCCCCGCGUAGCGGGGCUCCGUCGACUCAGGGAACGAGUCAAAGAUUUUCACGUUUCACGAUAUGCCGACGACCGCCGACAUAGAUAAUUCCAACUGAAAUGGUAAAUUAAGGUUAAUAUUAACGUAAUUUACUCUAAUUAAUCAUUAGGGUUUAUACCAAUUCCGUUAACACCACUCCGCUGCACAGAAAAUGCUAUAAAAUUUACGAUGUCUGCUUAUUAAACAUGGUGCUAUGCUAUAUUACUUUAAUUUAAAAUAAUUAGCAAAUUAUAGAUAUACCUAUUAUUACGUAAAUAACGUGCUAUUGUCAAUUAGGUUAAUUCACCAGUAAUUGGCCACCCUAAACUAAAAAUGAAUUCUAUUCACCUAGGUAUAUAAACAGAAUUCAUUUUAGUAUAAGGUUUCAAUAACUGGCCAGCCUUCAAUAACUAACCUUAUACUAAAAUGAAUUCUGUUUAAUAGGUGAAUAUAAUUCGUUUUUGGUUUGGGGUGGCCAGUUACUAAGAGUGGCCAGUUACUGGCGAAUAACCUUACCUAUUAUUACGUAAAUGAUGUGCUAUUUCCAAUUAUGUCAUAUGUUCUAACAUUAUUUUACCUAAUAAGUGUUUCACAUAAUCUAUGUUUUUGUUGUCAAUUAUUUAAAUAUGUUUUUUAAAUAAAUGAUUCGAAUAAGUAACGCAAGUAUUAGAUUUAAUAGUGUUAUUCUUAUCAAUAUUAAAAGUGAAAUUUUAUUAGGUGAAAUAAUAUUAAACGUGCAAUUUAUCAGUAUUCGGGCUCCACUAUUUUUGCCCUAAUUUUAAUUGUAUAUUAUUUAUGCAUUUUUUAUCCCAAUCUUAUGUUAUGUACUUAUUAGUGUAUAUAGUGUUAUGUACUUAAGUGAUCAAAUAUAAAAUGUUAUAUUGGUUGCUGGUACAUUGUGAUAUUUAAAGCGAAUAAAUAUUUUAAAUAUGAA
Cydia splendana is the source of this 8446-nucleotide messenger RNA. Its product is annotated as probable multidrug resistance-associated protein lethal(2)03659. Gene Ontology annotation, biological process: transmembrane transport. The record is from RefSeq and is a predicted model, not a curated record. The transcript has 33 exons. Gene Ontology annotation, molecular function: ATP hydrolysis activity; ATP binding; ABC-type transporter activity. Gene Ontology annotation, cellular component: membrane. The coding region runs from base 98 to 4468 and encodes 1456 amino acids. NCBI's taxonomy places the organism in Eukaryota, Metazoa, Arthropoda, Insecta, Lepidoptera, Tortricidae.